Messenger RNA from Podarcis lilfordi (Lilford's wall lizard), 273 nucleotides. The record is from the annotation of a GenBank genome assembly. NCBI's taxonomy places the organism in Eukaryota, Metazoa, Chordata, Lepidosauria, Squamata, Lacertidae.
AUGUCUCGGGAGAAACUGGAAGCGCUUGUAAAAAACAUGGAGAUUAUGCUCUCUGAAGUGGAGCAGCUGAAAAUCCACUGUACCAAACAGACGGAGGAAGUCAACCAGGUGGUUCUGGAACUCCGCCGUGAAAACAAGGAGCUGACUCAGAAGUAUGAGCAAAUCUGUCAGGACCUGAAGGAAGCCAAAGAGGCCAUAGUCCAGCUACAGGACACCAAAGUCGCCUUUGAGGCCAAAGAACGGCAAGCGCAGAAACUGAAUCGGCAGCUGUGA